This is a messenger RNA of Phlebotomus papatasi, 2646 nucleotides long. Its product is annotated as zinc finger protein 569-like. The record is from RefSeq and is a predicted model, not a curated record. Lineage: Eukaryota; Metazoa; Arthropoda; Insecta; Diptera; Psychodidae. Gene Ontology annotation, biological process: regulation of transcription by RNA polymerase II. The transcript has 6 exons. Bases 798 to 2279 code for a protein of 493 amino acids. Gene Ontology annotation, molecular function: RNA polymerase II cis-regulatory region sequence-specific DNA binding; DNA-binding transcription factor activity.
CGCCAAAAUUAAGUAUUUCCUGUGCUCGCCGCAAGGUGCGCAGUUGGUCAAAAAGGUUGAAAAUAGAAAAAAGAAGAAGAAGAAGGUGUGUUUCACCCAGGAAAAAGUGCAAAAAGAAAAUAGUGAAAAUUGCUAGGGAAAAGUGCAAAAUAUUGCUAAAUUUUGUGAUUACUUGGAAGCUAUAAAGGUGUCCUGGAAGAUGGAGGUCUUACUUUGACGAAAUCCUCGAUGGAAAUGGUGAAAAUUUGAAGAAAAAUAUGCAGAAUGAUGUCUAUCGAAAGACUUGAGUGAAAUUGCUUUUUUUCCUAAGGAAAAAAACAAAUCUUACGAUUUUUCUUCAAGCACAUAUUUUUAUGCUCCCUUCCAGCCUGCAAAGACAUCAAAUACUGAUAAGUAUAUUUGCUCAAUGUUUAAGUGCUUCCUCACGGUGUGGAAGAAAAUAAAGUCCACUCCAUGUGCAUGCAUAAGUAAUGGGGUGUUCUUUAUCGAAAUAACAAAUAAAAAAUAGCACAAACAAAUUUGUGGAGGAAGGCAGAAUGAAGAAGCAGAGAAAGAGACAGAAAGUGUAGUAUAGGAAAAAAUUUCAAUAGUAUUUUACGCUACUAACCCAGGUGUUGGUUCUCUACUUCCAUCAUCUCUCCAAAAAUUGAUGGAGAAAUUGUGAUGAACUCGUUGGUGGUGGUGCAAUUUGUAGUGAAUUAAAGUUUAAAAAUAAUUAUGUGACAUUAGAAAAAUACCAAAAAAGAAAAAAAAUAGUUCUUGCCAAAAGUUCUCUCAACCAAAGAAGAAGAAAAAAUAUGAGAAAAUCGCGAAGAUUGUCUCAAAAAGUGGCAGCAGCAGAAAAAGCUGCUGCUGCUGCCAAGACAAAAAAUACCAGUCAACAUGAUCGGGUACCAAAGAUUGAACCAAAGGAUGAGCCUGAAAAAUCGUCAGAGCCUGAUCCACAGCUUGAGCCAAAGAUUGACAACAGUCCAAAGAAGAAGAAAAGCACGAAGAAGUACAUUUGCGAUGUCUGCGAAAAGAUCUUCCAAGGUCUCAAUGAUCUACGAAAGCAUUCAAGAAUUCACAACGACGAAAGACCCUAUGCUUGUUCUCAAUGCGAUAAGAAAUUUCGUCAGGCGGGAUGCCUGAAAAAUCAUAUAGCUUCGCAGCAUGGGAGUGAUGUUCAGUACAUCUGUGACUAUUGUAACAAGCCCUUUCCGAUCAAAGAACGCCUCAGGCUCCAUCUUAGGAUCCACACCGGUGAGAAGCCCUACAAAUGCAAAUUGUGUCCUAAGCAGUUUGCACGUGGAGGACAACUGUCUCAGCACAUGCUCUCCCAUAAUGGCGUCAAAAAGCAUCGAUGCAGUUUCUGUCCCAGCGCCUUUUCAUGUUCUGCUAAUCUGAGGCUGCACACAAAAGCUCACAAUGAUGAGCGUGAUUACACGUGUCACAAAUGUGGCAAGAGUUUUCUGCGUCCUGAUGCCCUGAACAAGCAUUUAUCGUGCCUCCAUGGCAACGUUAAGGCUUUUCUCUGUCCGAUUUGUAAGAAGAUGUUCAAAGGUCAUUUGCCGCAGCAUAUGCGCAUCCACAAGAACUUGAAGCCACAUGGCUGUGCAGAUUGUGGCACGGCCUUCACGCAGCGUAGUCAGUUGGUAGUGCAUCAGAGGAUUCACUCUGGUGAAAGGCCAUAUCGUUGUCAGGUUUGCUGGCAAGCUUUUGCUCACUCCAGUGUCCUCAAGCUGCAUAUCCGGAAGCAUACGGGUGAGAAGCCUUUCAAGUGUCCACUCUGUGUGGAACAAGAAACAGCUUUCUCACAGCUUCCACAUCUCAAGAAGCAUAUGCAGGCCAUACAUAAACAGGAUAAGCCUUACAUGUGCGAGUCUUGCAAUCAAUUUUUCCGCACCAAGAUCGAGCUUACGCAGCAUAAUAGUGAAUGCACGAAGCAAGAGGAUGCAGAAGUCAAUGGAGGAGGAGAGAGCGAUACUGAGGGAAUGAUUGAGACUCCAAUGGCUCUAAGUCGAAUGCGUCUACUGGUGGCAGUGCUCAUAAAGAAGAUCUCAUCAGAUGAACGUCUCAAGACUUUGGGUUUUGAGAAGAGAUUGAUUGACAAUGUGCUGAUUGAUUCACUGAAAUUUGGCAAGAGGACAGUCUGUGAAGAUGCCACGAAGUCUGAAGCUGAGAGGCUGAAGAUAAAUAUUCGUGAGCUUCUUGAGUGGACAGUUCCACAGCAUUUCAUGGAGAAGUUCAAGAGUGAACAGAAGAGCACAGAAGAAUUGCUCGAGGAAUUAGCCAGUUAAAUAAGGAGUCACAUUUUAAAUCGAUUUUAUUCUAUUCGUAGUAUAAAGAAAAAUAAUGCUUCACCAAAUGGCAUGCAUUCACACUCUUAAAUGUUUGCACAAUAAAUAACAAAGGUGGUGGGAUUAACACUUGUUUAGGAUUAGAUUUCUUCAUUUAAAACAUUCUCUCAAUAUUUGCCAAAAUUUUUAUGGGUGUAGUUUAGUUUUAUUUCAAUUCUAGUCUUCAAUUGCCAUUUUUUAUUAUCUUUUUUUUUUAGGUACAAAUCAAUUUAUGCCAUAUAUUUUACACAUGAGAUAACCCACCUAUCAAAAUAUUUGUGUAGUUCCAAAUGCAAAAAUACGGAAAAAUAAAAUCAAUUGAUGUUAA